AUGGAUAAGACAGACAUCAGUCAUGUCGAGCUUGCAGAAGAAUCUAACAAGUACCCAACCCAAGAUGGACAGGUUGAGCUCUUGAAAGGCAACCAGGUCGUACUCAUCCCGGCCCCCUCUGCAGACCCUAGAGAUCCGUUGGACCUCCCUCCGUGGCGCAAAUGGAUUCUCUUGGUUCUUGUCUCAGCAUACAGCUGCACAGCCCUUGUGCUUGCUUCCGGAAUGGGUCCUAUCUUCUCCGUCGUCGAGCAGGAUUAUCCCGGUCAGGAAACGAAAGCUAAUGACCUCAUGACCUACCCGACACUGUUCAUGGGCGUUGGAAACCUCAUCGCCAUUCCAUGGGCAUACACAGCUGGUCGGCGGCCUGUAUUUCUUGCAUCAAUGUUACUCCUCGUUGGAGCUGGUAUUUGGUGCCAGUGUUCAAACAGCUUGGGGAGCCACAUUGCAGGCCGCAAUAUUAUGUCGCUGGCUGCCGGACAAAGUGAAGCCCUUUCUCCAAUGAUUGUACAAGAGAUCCAUUUCCUUCACGAGCGCGGUCGUAAGAUUGCCUGGUUUGUCUUUAUCCAAAACAUCGCUGCCGGUGUCUUCUUCGUUAUCUCCACAUACAUGGUUUCUGCUUGGGGAUGGAGAUGGUGGUAUGGCUUUUUCACUCUCAUGAAUGCCCUGAUAUUCGUUUUGUCGGUCAUCUUUGUGACAGAGUCUCACUUUGUGAGACCCGGGAAGAAGCAAUCCGAAGGCAAUCCGCAUUGUAUCCGAAGGUAG
Penicillium antarcticum is the source of this 762-nucleotide messenger RNA. RefSeq lists its product as uncharacterized. Bases 1 to 762 code for a protein of 253 amino acids. The record is from RefSeq and is a predicted model, not a curated record. Gene Ontology annotation, biological process: transmembrane transport. NCBI's taxonomy places the organism in Eukaryota, Fungi, Ascomycota, Eurotiomycetes, Eurotiales, Aspergillaceae. Gene Ontology annotation, molecular function: transmembrane transporter activity. The transcript is spliced from 2 exons.